This is a messenger RNA of Sarcophilus harrisii (Tasmanian devil), 3842 nucleotides long. RefSeq names its product transmembrane protein 255A (gene TMEM255A). The transcript is spliced from 10 exons. The coding region runs from base 172 to 1212 and encodes 346 amino acids. The record is from RefSeq and is a predicted model, not a curated record. Lineage: Eukaryota; Metazoa; Chordata; Mammalia; Dasyuromorphia; Dasyuridae.
GAGGGAUAGGCGGCGGCGGCGGCGACUGGGUAGCAUCUCGCAGCGAGCGCUCUCUCCUAGAAGGGCUCCGGAAGGGAGCGAACGGCCGACGCCACGGCCACGGCGGAGCAGACGGAGGCUCCCGAGCCCGGGAACUGGGGCGGAGGGCGCUGCAGCGCCGCGCCUCUCACCAUGCACCAGUCCCUGACUCAGCAGCGCUCCAGCGAAAUCUCGCUGGCCGAUUCCAUGGGGACCUUCAACCGAAGGAAACGGAACUCCCUCUAUGUCACGGUGACGCUGCUCAUUGUGUCGGUGCUGAUCCUGACUGUGGGUCUGGCAGCCACCACCAGAACCCAGAAUGUGACUGUUGGAGGGUAUUACCCCGGAGUUAUCCUUGGUUUUGGAUCAUUUCUCGGAAUCAUCGGCUCAAACUUAAUUGAAAAUAAAAGGCAAAUGUUGGUGGCAUCCAUUGUCUUCAUCAGUUUCGGCGUGAUUGCUGCUUUCUGCUGUGCUAUUGUAGACGGAGUGUUUGCGGCCCGGCACAUCGAUCUCAAACCUCUUUAUGCAAACCGUUGUCACUACUACUCCAAGACAUCCCAGAAGGAGUCCGAGGAGGUGAACUGCCUCCGUGCCAACCAGGGCUAUUGCAAAUCCAGGAUUAGGGGCAACACCUGCUUCUGCUGUGAUCUCUACAACUGUGGCAACUCCCCCAGCACAUUUCCUGGAAAGAAGGCCAAGAAGAAAAAUGUCGGGAGAAAAACGACCAGCCGUGUGGAGAUCUCUGGAGGCUAUUACGAAUACAUUGAUGUCAGCAGCUGCCAGGAUAUCAUCCAUCUCUACCACCUGCUGUGGUCGGCCACCAUCUUGAAUAUAGUGGGACUCUUCUUGGGUAUCAUCACUGCGGCCAUCCUUGGAAGCUUUAAAGAUAUGACUCCUACCAUUCCGGCAAUGAACUGUUCGGUGGAAAGUGCCCAUCCGAGGGUCUCUUACUACUCGCGGCCUCAGAUAGCGUCGUACAGUACUUACUAUCAUAGUACGCCCCAUCUGCCGCCCUAUUCGGCUUACGACUUCCAGCAUACCAGUGUCUUUCCAGGCUCCAACCCACCAGGACUUUCUGAUGAGCCUCAGUCUAAUUCGCCUUCUCCGAGCUACAUGUGGUCCUCCAAUGAGCCACCACAGUACUCCCCACCAUAUUAUUCGCCUUUUGAAAAGCCACCUCCAUAUAGCCCAUGAUGAAGAGUUCCUGCCCACCACUGAGAUCACGGAUGUCUGUUACUGUAGCAUUGGCUGAGUUUAAGGUGUGAUCUUUCCACUGGGUUUGCGGUUUCGUGAUUUGCCUGGCCAGGCAGAGGAGGGCGACGCUUAUUAUUUAUCAAUGCAGAAGAGUGGGUGACCAGGUGAAACCCACUACUUCUUUCCAUUGAAUUGAGAUCAGCUUACAUUCUCCUUGCUAGCAUACUGGGGAUCCCACACAGUGAGGACUUAGCAUGCUGCAACCUACCCCUUUUCCCACCCCACCUCAUUCAGCAGCAUCAAAUUGUCAUUUUUCCUUUUAUACAAAUUGGCCAUAGCACUUAGCCACCCAUUCUAUCAGUUGAAACACCCCACUUUCAACCAAUCAGGCCCCAAGGAAGUCUCUGGCUGAUGGGGCCGGACCAUAGUUACUUCACUCUCCUGAGUGAUGCAAAAAUUCAGCUCAGAUCUCAUUAUUUGAACCCCUCAAAGGAAAAAGUGCAAAAGUUCCUCGUCUUCAUUUAGUGGGGAAAUCAGAUUUCUUUCACAUAUAUACCAUCCAAACAUACAAGUGAGGUUUUUAAAAAGCGGGUCCUAAAAGUAGACCCAGCAACCUGUGGAAGUUACACACUUCACUUCAGUGAACUUGUAGAAGUACACAUCUUACUUGGAUAAAAUUUUUUGUGUUAUUGUUAGUGCUAGAUCAUCUUGGAUUGUUAGUGAUUCGUUGUGAUCUCUGUGGCUAUUUAAUCUUCUAAAACUGGGCCAGUUGAGCAUUCUAACAAACUUCACACAUUCUGCAAAACAGCAACAAAAUCAUUCCACCAUGUCAGGCACCUACCUGGCUUCUGUAAAAACUGCGACAUCGUCAUCUCGCUCAAUUUGUAAGUAUUAUAGUAGAGUUAAAGCAUCUGAGCAGCUUUUAAAAAGUAUACCAAGCUUUAAACCAUCCUAGUGAAGUUCAAAUAAUAGAUAUGUAUAUGGUGCUUACAGCUUUACAUACAUUAUUGUGUUUGAUUCUCAUAACACCCAGGGUGAGGCUGACUCCCACUUCAAAAUUUAAACACCUGAUCCUCCACCAAAUAAACUUUCAGUGCAAUUAAACUACUGCAAAAAAGGAAACUUGCCCCAGCCUUCAAAGAGUUCUUAUUCUAAUUGGGGGACUCAACCUAUGAAGAGAUAAGUAAAUACUAGGUGAGAAAAGAGAGUGCUAAAGGAACAAUUUGAUAAUCCUACAUUUGGGUAUUAUAAAAUAGAGGGGCCAAAGAAAAAUUGAAUCCUUUGGCAAACAGGUCACUUUUUCCCCAAUUUGACAAAUGAUCAAUAUUAAUAGAGCAGUCUAGGGUCUAGAGGUAGUAGAUAGGUGCUGGUUAUCCAAACAAACAGAUAUUUGUAGACACCUAGCUGCGAGAUUCCUUAAUGCCUUUAAAAUGCACUCAAUUUGCUCAGUGCAUCUCUUUGGGAAACAAUUAUUAGUAUGAUCCGUUUUGUCAUCCAGAUUUAGGGUCUAAAAAAAAACCUAAUUCUUAACAAAAUUGCUAUUUAUUUUUCUGCAAAUCUAAGCAUGGGGUGGGGGGAAGGGAUUCCACUGAAUUCUAUGUAGAGAAUAUCAUAAUUUGUCUUGCUACUCUAAGUACAAUAUUAACUUGUUACAUCGUCAUUGGCAUCUUCUGUUUAUACUUUUCCUUUAGCUUUAGUGAAUAAGUAUAAGCACUUAAUUUUGAAAAUUAUAAGAUUACUCUGUUCCAUCACAUUUCCGCACACCAAAGUAUUAAGGAUCUCAUUUCUAUGUAUCUUUCUAACUUUCCAAGUAACUGGAAAAUAAUGCAUUAUGGAUUUUGUAAUACUAAAUUAAUUUGAGCAGCUUUAUCAGUAUUUAUGUUACACUGAACUACAUAUAUAUAUAUAUAUAUAUAUAUAUAUAUAUAUAUAUAAAGUACAUGUUAUCAUAAGAAAUAUCAAUAUUAUCUUAGCAAAGUGUUUGCAGUAAUGAAGGAAUGUUUCCAAAAUAUGUAUUUUGAUUGCAUUUUGUAAUAUUUAAUGCCUUAUACCUGAUUCUAUAUAAUGUGCUAAACAAGGCAUGAAAAUAUAAACUAUUAAUCCAAAAUCUAUAUAAAUGGAGUGUUGCUUAAAACCUGUAUCACUGCCAUGUUUGAAAUUGAUUGCUUUUGUGAUGUUUCUGAUUAAUUCAACUAUCCUUUCCUUUCACCCUUAAAAGAAAUUAAAUGUAUGAACAUUCACUUGUCUUUCUCGUGUGUUCAACUUCAAUAUAACUUGUCUAAAACCAUAGGUUUUCACUUUUCUAUAGGAGCUACAGAUGGGACCAAUCAAUCUAACAGGGGAAAAAAAAAACUCUCGCAGAAAUUUUCCCAAGUUGUCAAAAGCUAUCUAAGGACAGGUGGCUCAUUUCUAUCCUUAUAUUGUUGUUUGUGGAUUUUUAAGGUGUGUCCUUUGUAGUGGACAGCAAAAGUUCCAAAUUUUGUCUCGCUUAGUGAUCAAUGCUCUAAAACCAAGCUGCAGAUUGGUAAAGGGAAUUUACUUACUGUGAGUUCCCUAUGUUAAUGACAUCACGAGUCUGGUCCAAAAUUUUAACAAAGUGGGGGGGAGGAGAGGUUCAACUGAAGUCCCGC